CAUCACACUCACACAGCGCUGGAUGAGACAAAUCCCCCAUCCAUCCUGCUGCUACUGCCAGAGGCCCAGAGUGCCAUCCGUCAUCCACUUGCCAAAUCAAGCUAGCACUACUACAAUAACCCGCCACCAUUUACGCAACUCUCCAUCAUCACUUAGCUGAAGAACAACCAAUCAUCCCCAUUUCCAUUCUCAUGCCACUGUGCUGGCUUAGCUGCCUCUAGGCUCUGCCUGUCUGCGCGCGUGUGUCUCCCUCUGAAUGGCCAACGCGUCAAGAAGACCGGCAACGGCAACAAUGGCGCUGUUGCUGCUACUGGUGCUGCUGGAACUAGCAGCGAUGACGGGCCUGUCUCAGGGGCAGCUCCAGGUGGGGUUCUACUCGGAGUCCUGCCCGGACGCCGAAGACAUCGUGUCCUCGGCGGUCCAGGACGCCGCCGCAUCCGACCCCACUCUCCUCCCCGCCCUCGUCCGCCUCCAGUUCCACGACUGCUUCGUCAGAGGGUGCGACGGGUCGGUGCUGAUCGCGGGCGCUGAAGUCAAGAACAGCAAGCACCAGGGCCUCCGGGGCCUGGACGUGGUGGACGCGGCCAAGGCGUUGCUGGAGGAGCAGUGCCCAGGGGUCGUCUCCUGCGCCGACGUCCUCGCCCUGGCCGCCCGCGACGCCAUCGGCAUGACCAACGGGCCUUCCUUCGACGUGCCGACGGGGCGCCGGGACGGGCUGGCCUCCAACGUCCGCGACGCGGACGUGCUCCCGGACGCCAGCGACAACAUCCAGACCCUCCGGUCCAAGUUCGCCACGGCCGGGCUCGACGACCGGGACCUGGUGCUGCUCACCGCGGCGCACACCAUCGGCACCACGGCGUGCUUCUUCGUCAAGGACCGGCUCUACGGCGCGUCGGGCUCCGACCCGGGGAUCCCGGCGGGGUACCUGGCGGAGCUCAAGGCACGGUGCGCGCCGGGGGACUUCAACACGCGGGUGCCGCUCGACAGGGGCAGCGAGGCCCGGUUCGAUGGGUCGAUCCUGAGGAACAUUCAGGCCGGGCUCGUCCCCAUUGCUUCUGACGCCGCUCUUGUCGCCGAUAAUGCCACCGCCGCGCUUGUUGGCGCGUACAUCGGUUCCCCGAGGUUUAGGAGGGAUUUUGUGGGAGCUAUGGUGAAGAUGGGUACUAUUGGGGUGAUUACUGGGGGUAAUGGGGAGAUCAGGGACGUCUGCUCAGCGUUCAACACCAACUGAGAAUUAAUGUGAGAUUGUGAGGUCGAUGUGAUAGAGAGAGAGAGAUCGAACGUAUACGUUGCUUGUUAUACACGUGCUGAAUGACAUUGUUAGAUGCAUGCGGAAAAUCGCUGUACAUUUCUUGGGAAAACGUGGACAUAUAUUUUUCUUCUUCUUUUUCCA
This is a messenger RNA of Brachypodium distachyon (stiff brome), 1393 nucleotides long. RefSeq names its product peroxidase 43. Bases 257 to 1231 code for a protein of 324 amino acids. Gene Ontology annotation, molecular function: peroxidase activity; heme binding. The transcript is spliced from 2 exons. NCBI's taxonomy places the organism in Eukaryota, Viridiplantae, Streptophyta, Magnoliopsida, Poales, Poaceae. The record is from RefSeq and is a predicted model, not a curated record. Gene Ontology annotation, cellular component: plasmodesma; plant-type cell wall. Gene Ontology annotation, biological process: response to oxidative stress; hydrogen peroxide catabolic process.